AUGACAAUGGACCGACAAUCGCCUUUUGACAGUGGUAUGCACUACAACCACAACUUGCCAUACUCGAAUCCAGCACCGGUGACAUUCAUCCCACCGAACUGGGGUGCGCCAACGUCGGCUCCUCACACCAGUUCCAGCAUCUACACGCCAACUUUGGGACUCGAGGGUAUGGAAAGGCAGCAGCAGAGUGCACGCAUAAGUAGCCAUGUAUCAGCGGGACCGUAUAGCGUGCCAGUUACUGCGGCAUCAGCAGGUAACCUCUUUUCGGAUUUCUCUGGAGUGGAACAGGAUUUACUCACCAGUCAACAAGAUAUGAUGAGCCCUACUCGUGCUUUACCACCUGGAUAUGGGAGCGACGUCGGGUAUAACAACGCACCAUCGCCUGCUCACACUGCUUACACGUCAGCCCCAUCGCCAUUUGAUGGCGCUGGCUAUGCGCCGGCACCCAUCCCAUCCGCAGUUCGAGCAUAUUCCGUUCAGCAACAAGAUAACUCGAGACGACUCUCACAACCGUCAGUAUCCUCCAAUUCAUUCUUCGAUGUCCCAGCCGAUGCCCCGCGGUCCCAUCGUCAGAACUCCCUUAUUGACUUUCAUAACAGAGGACUGCCAAACAAUGAUAAUGCCAGCUAUCUCCGAGACCCAACCAUGGACGGCGCUAGAGAUAUGCUUGCCAUGAGCCAAAACACCACCCCAAGAAACAUUUUUGGUCCAACACGGAUCGGAAGAGGAUCUGCCGAUUCAUACGGUUUCCCAUCAACACACUCAAACCAUUCGUCGAUUUCUUCGUCAUCAAACAGCUACCCAUACUACGGCGGCUCUGUCGAUUCUUCCAUGUCCGACUAUUCGAACGGUUCUGAUAUGGAAUCAGUAUCCGCGAGAACUUUACCUCCACCCGGCAGCAUUCUCGGCGGGGGAAACCCACCUUUACCUCCUCAAUCCAUGAUGGGCUCAUUCAGCUCGAAAGUAUCGACCAGUACACAAAAGAAGCACAAGUGCAAGUCACACUGGGAGAAGCCAUUUCCUUGCGACGUUGAAGGUUGCGGCAGACAUUUCUCAGUUGUAUCAAACUUACGAAGACAUAAGAAAGUCCACAAGGGCGACGCCAAAUCGGAAGCUGGAUCCGAGGACCAUCACUCAGAUGAAUAA
This is a messenger RNA of Botrytis sinoallii, 1146 nucleotides long. RefSeq lists its product as uncharacterized. The transcript has 3 exons. The record is from RefSeq and is a predicted model, not a curated record. Lineage: Eukaryota; Fungi; Ascomycota; Leotiomycetes; Helotiales; Sclerotiniaceae. The coding region runs from base 1 to 1146 and encodes 381 amino acids.